Molecule: messenger RNA, 387 nt
Organism: Rotaria sp. Silwood2
Lineage: Eukaryota; Metazoa; Rotifera; Eurotatoria; Philodinida; Philodinidae
Source: the annotation of a GenBank genome assembly
AUGCCUAACGGAGAAGAUGUUCGCCUUAAAGUCGAUCAUGCUAAAAGUAAAAAAGUUGAAGGAACAUUAUAUAUGAUGAGUGAACGUAAGGGUUGGAUGCCUGAACAUAGAGAUAUAUUUACAUUAUCCUUUGAUUAUUGUGAUAUUAAAUAUAAACAUCUACAUGCAUCAACAACAGAUCGUUCACAAAAAACUUCUGUACUACAAAUACCAACAAAUCUUAAUAAUCUUAAACACGAAAUGACUAAUUGGCAUAUUAAUACCGAAUUAGCAAUGUGUUUAAGUUUAAAUUCAUCUUUAGCACAUAAGAUUGUUAAAGAUUUAACACCUGGUGGUGCUCUUAUGCAUGGAACAACAUCACAAACAUUAUCACGUAAUUUAAAUUAA